This is a messenger RNA of Tinamus guttatus (white-throated tinamou), 764 nucleotides long. The record is from RefSeq and is a predicted model, not a curated record. NCBI's taxonomy places the organism in Eukaryota, Metazoa, Chordata, Aves, Tinamiformes, Tinamidae.
AUGUCGAUGCUCCCGACUUUUGGCUUCACCCAGGAGCAAGUGGCCUGCGUGUGCGAGGUGCUCCAGCAAGGCGGCAACAUCGAGAGGCUGGGGCGGUUCCUGUGGUCCCUCCCUGCGUGCGAGCACCUCCACAAAAACGAGAGCGUCCUCAAGGCCAAGGCCGUGGUCGCUUUCCACCGGGGCAACUUCCGCGAGCUCUACAAGAUCCUGGAGAGCCACCAGUUCUCGGCGCACAACCACCCCAAGCUGCAGCAGCUCUGGCUCAAGGCGCACUACAUCGAGGCGGAGAAGCUGCGGGGGCGACCCCUAGGGGCGGUGGGCAAGUACCGGGUGCGCCGCAAGUUCCCGCUGCCCCGCCAUCUGGGACACGGCGAGGAGACGAGCUACUGCUUCAAGGAGAAGAGCCGCAGGGGGCUCCGCGAGUGGUACGCGCCCAGGGAAAACAACGAGAAUUCCAACUCCAACAGCCACAACCCGCUCUCGGCGUCUAUGAACGGGAAUAAGACAGUUUUGGGGAGCUCGGAGGACGAGAAGACGCCGUCAGGGACCCCGGAUCACCCCUCAUCCAGCCCCGCGCUGCUGCUCGGCACCACCCCGGGCCUGCAGCCCCUGCACGGCCUGGGCCACCCACCGGGCCCCAGCGCCAUCCCCGUGCCCAGCGCCGACCCCAUGCACCACCACAGCUUGCAGGACUCCAUCCUCAACCCCAUGUCAUCCAACCUAGUCGAUCUGGGCUCUUAAAAACGCGCGCACACUCCCUCCCG